AUGAUUGUAGUGCUCAUAUUCCUCGUCAGCAGUCUCGUGGGGUUCGCUGCACUCUGGAGAUCUCGCAGAAAAUUUCUUGGACAAGGAUACAUCCUCGAACAGCAGGUCACACAUCGGCGACUGCGCCCUAGGCCGUCCACGCACGCGUUCUCGUAUCCAACACUCUUUCUUCUCUUGUCCGUGAAUGCACUAGAGUCCCGCUCGCUUGACCUAUUCUUCGGGAGACUAUUCGGCUAUGGCAGCAUUUUCUGGCGACUGACUGGCUUGCGCGCGGCCGCAUAUUUAUCUACCUCGUCGGACCGGACGCGCGCCCAGAGUAUCAAGGCAAGGCUGCAGGAUGUCUUGUCGUCCAACGGCUAUGAUGGAAAUCUGCUGUCUGACGCGUGGAUGAUGACUAUGCCAAGCUAUCUGGGCUUUGAGGGAAUCAAUCCUUUGACGGUGUACUUUUGCUAUCGCGCCGAGCCAGCCCUGUGGCUCGUAGUUCUGGAGAUUCACAACACGUUCGGAGAACGACAUAUCCAUGUCCUCGAGACCGGCGAAGGAGAGGAUCCACAGCCUGCGCUAGGGUUCCAUCACCAGUGGACAUUCCCAAGAGAUUUUCAUGUGUCCCCAUUCAACGACCGCAGUGGAUUCUAUUGCGCCUCCGUCACCGCACCGUCAGUUCCUCCCCCAGCUGCAUUUCCCGAGAAUGCGUCUUCUGCCAGCAUUUCUCAAUGUCUUCCUCACGUCGUUAUCCGGCUCCACCUGCUUGAGCCUGAUGUCCUAACGCGCACAGAACCGGGUUCCCUGAAGAUAACAGCACUCCUCCGCACUACAAAAUCUGCACCUUUGACCAGUUUGGACCUCCUCGUAAAUCUCUUGCGCCAUCCCCUUGUACUGCUAGUGACUUACAUCCGUAUUCUGUACCACGCCUGGAUCCUCCACUACCGAAAGAGACUCGAUAUGUACGUAAGACCUGAUCCCAAACCAUCGAACCUCGGGUGGGGAGAUGUGUCUGUGCCGACAGAUGCUUCCACUACACCCUCAAGUGGUGGUGUGGGGUGGCAACAGGAAAGUGUGCUCGAGCAAUAUGCGAGACGGCGUGUAGAAAAUUACCUUCGCCGCCGAGUCAGCGAAAUCUCGGUCAGCGUUACUCUCAUUUCGGCCAAUCCGACCAUACAGCCGUAUACAUUCGAGCCAACUGUGGUAGCGUCUUCGGUGUGUGAAGAGCGUCCGCAGCUGGUCGUCUGGUACCGCUCAUCUCAGUUUUUCACUACUCUUCUGCUGGCGCCUUCUGCCGCUCAUACGCUCUUGGUCGGCCACUACACGGAGCAUCUCUUUGUAACUUCUUCGCCGGACCUCUUUUGUACUGUCUUUACUGCCGAUCAUUCCAUGCCCCAAACUGCUCCCAGGUAUAUGGCUCCUGCUCAAGCAUUGCGAACCCGAAGGAUCCCCCAGGAGCUACGGCGUGUCUAUGGAUACACCAUUCCCUCCGUCCACUCGUUGGACGUAGAUGCGAACUCGCAACGCACGGCGCUGAUGAACUUGGCAUUUGUAGCCAUAUCGCUGACGCUUGCUUGGCUGGAGGAGAUGCUGUACCGCGCUGCUCAUGUACGGUUCGUUCCGGGACAAGAGCCGUGGAAGAAAUGGGAGAGAGCGUUGGACAUUGCGAAGCACAGGGAUGCAGGUAUUGUUGAGACCAGUAGGAAAGGAUGUUGA
This is a messenger RNA of Fibroporia radiculosa, 1698 nucleotides long. RefSeq lists its product as uncharacterized. Bases 1 to 1698 code for a protein of 565 amino acids. NCBI's taxonomy places the organism in Eukaryota, Fungi, Basidiomycota, Agaricomycetes, Polyporales, Fibroporiaceae. The record is from RefSeq and is a predicted model, not a curated record. The transcript is spliced from 3 exons.